UGACGAGAAGCACCGCUGCAAAGUUUCUUAUUCCGCUUUCCUUUUUCGGUGCGCUAUCCUUUUCCGCUUUGUCCUUUAUUCUUCGUGCGCUUCCGGUGUCAAAUCCUUGUGGACACCCUCCAGCGUCGUUCUGACGGACUACACGGGCUACCACUGCAUCCACAAUGGACUCUAUUGCUCAAGCGGUAGAGCCAAUUUGGGGAUGGCAGAGUGUAUUAUCCACGAUCGCCAGUAGGGCCAAACAUAUUUUCGGGAAGGAUAUUCUGAGCGAUGUCACCUGCCGGAUUCAGCCGCUAGAUAGCCCCAGUGUCGACAUCAAAGCACACAAACUUUUGUUGGCCAUGGGCAGUGCGGUGUUUGAAACGAUGUUUUACGGAGUAAUGAAGGAGGCUGGUGCAAGCGUUGUUAAAAUCACUGACAUGGACUCGGAGACCUUCAGUAACGUUUUAAGAUAUAUCUAUUACGAUCAGAUUGGGCCGUUUAACAAAUCAACCGCAUUUUCGACUCUGUAUGCCGCGGAAAAAUACGGUAUCCCAGUUUUAAAGAACGCCUGCGAGCAAUAUGUGAAAGAGAAUGUGUCUGCCGAUAAUUGUCUGUUUUGGUUUAUUCAGGCAAAGCUGUACGACGAAACCUUUUUGGAGAACUUAUGUUUGAAGAAGACCGGUCUUUGGGGAGCUUCGGUACUGCAGUCGGCAGAUUUCCUGGAAAUUGACUUGGAAAUUUUGACACUAAUAUUACGUCGCGACACUCUAAAGGCGAAAGAAGUGGACGUGUUCAACGCAGUAGUGAAAUGUUGA
Paramacrobiotus metropolitanus is the source of this 797-nucleotide messenger RNA. RefSeq names its product BTB/POZ domain-containing protein 2-like. The transcript has 5 exons. The record is from RefSeq and is a predicted model, not a curated record. Gene Ontology annotation, molecular function: protein binding. Lineage: Eukaryota; Metazoa; Tardigrada; Eutardigrada; Parachela; Macrobiotidae. Bases 165 to 797 code for a protein of 210 amino acids.